Auxenochlorella protothecoides is the source of this 1794-nucleotide messenger RNA. RefSeq lists its product as hypothetical. The coding region runs from base 1 to 1794 and encodes 597 amino acids. NCBI's taxonomy places the organism in Eukaryota, Viridiplantae, Chlorophyta, Trebouxiophyceae, Chlorellales, Chlorellaceae. The record is from RefSeq and is a predicted model, not a curated record. The transcript has 7 exons.
AUGCAGGACGUUCAGGUGGAAGGUGGCUUUCUCGGAAGAAGUCUCGGCGGUCCCCUCACCGAGAGCCGCUCGAUAAAUGUUAUCCCACCCCCGGCAUCGGAAAAGCUACAUCGCCUCAAAUCUAUAUCGCUCGGUCGCGAGAGGGCCUCGCCCAAUUCUGGCGACCGGGAUGAGUCUCCUACUGCAGGUUCCGGGCCUGCUGCAUUCGUACUUCCCAACGACCUGCAGGUCCUCUCCGCCGAGCUCGCGCAUCCAGCCUCCACGGACAUCCUCGCCGUCAUAGGCAUCCUCCAAAAGAGCGGCCCGGCAGACGCACGGACAUCCCGGUCCGCGCUCCUGCGAGCGGGGGCCUGCUACCUGGCACACGAUGCCGAGAGCGCCGUCAGCGCACACGCCGGCCAGGCACGCAAACUGGCCCGCGCACGCCUGCACCUGGCAUUCCACGAGGCUGUCAGGCCUCCCCCCGACCUCUCUCGGGCCCAGGCAGAGACCCUGCGUCCCCUCCUCGCCCGCCUGAGGCUCCAGCUGGCGCUGCAGGCCUGGCGGCAGGCGCUGCGCCGGUUCCGGCUCCAGGCCGCGGUCGCGGCGCGCUGUGCGCACGGCGCUGACGCCGGGCGCGUGCGCACAGCGCUGCUCGGCUGGCGCGAGAUGGCGCUGCCCUCGGCCGAGGCGCUGGCGGUGGCGGCGCGUGUGGAGGCGCAGAGGAAGGAGGCGGCGCGUCGUGCCUCCCUGCGAGCAUGGGCGGAGGCUGCGCACCUGUCCAGGCGCUGGGCAUCAUGCUCAGUCCAGAUCUCGGCAUCGGUGGGGUCGCACCGCCUGCGAUCCGCCUGGGCGCACUGGCGCGCCUUUGCGCUGAGCGUUGCAGCAGUGGGCCCCGGCGCCGCUGAGCCGGAGCAGCGCGAAGAUUCCAGGGCUGGCUCCAGGCACGGCGUGCUGCGGCCGCUGGCGCGCCUGGUGCGGGAGGCCCGGGCCGCAGAGGCCGCGCUGUGGGCCUCCGACCUGGCGACCCGCCUGCGCUAUUAUGCUGGCGGCGAGGAGUGGGCAGGAGGUGCGUCGUCGCCGGGGAGUGCCCUCCCCGAUGAGAACCUGCGUGAUGCUUAUGAGGAUCGGGUGACGUGCCAGUCGUCGGAGUACGGGCUCCUCAAGGCUUCCACAUCGGGCUCUGGCAUGUACGCCUCACCACAUGGGCCUCUGCUCGGCGCCGGCGCCGCGCAGCCCGCCGAGGAUGUAGGCUCCUCGGCCCUGCCGUCGCUCGCAGGGUGCGCGGUGCGGUACCGGCAGCGACGGCUGCUGGCCGAGGUACUGCGUGCGCUGCGGUGCCACGCCGACGAGGCGAGGCGGCUGAACGACGCGGCACGGCACCACGCCCGCACGACCCUCUCGCGGCGCGCGCUGCGCCUCUGGCGCGAGGAGCACGCUCGCUGCGCAUCCCUGGCCGCGAGCGGGCGGCAGCGGCGCGCGGCGCGGACCCUGCGCACCGUCCUUUUGGGUUGGCGAGCGGAGGCGGGCAGGGCGCCGUCCCUGCGCAACACGGCGGCUGCUGUCGAGGCCGCCAGCGUCAGAUGGCGCAAGGCCCACCUCCUGCGGCGCUGGAGGGCGCAGGCUGAGCUAGCGCUACGCGCGCGGGCGCUGGAGCGCUCCACGCUGACGAGGCGUAUGAGGCGAGCCUUCCGGGCCUGGCGCACCGAGGCGUCCGCGGGGCUGGCGAGGGCGCGGGCGCGGCGCAUGGAGGUGGCCGCACGCUAUGCGGCAGAUGCCUUCAGCGCCACCAAGCACCUCAUCUUCACCCUUUGA